UGGGAGGGUUUCGGGGUGGGUUGGAUGUUUUCUGCCUCUCUCUGAUGACGGUGGCGUUUUUACAUCUUUUUAUCAUAUGUGUGUGUAUGUGAUGACAGGGGUCGCUAUCAGGACAGGAAACUCGACACCAGCCACCAGGCCGAAUGCUGGUAAAUUUUGGCAGGGGCUGGUGACGUUUGUAUACUAGUUCCCUUGCCCUCGCUCGCCAGGUUCACAUGAAGGGAAGAGCAGUAGAGAGACUUGAGCACAUUCCACUAUGUAGAGAGGAAGAGGCAGGUGAGACAGAGAGGAUUAUUUUUGGGAGUGGAGGUUCCUGCCUAUUAUUUAUGAAGGGAGAGUACAGCUCGAUGUGUGCCGAGUCACCCUGAAGCAGUGCCGACCGGCUUUGACUUUUUCGGUGCGGGGGCGCGCCGAGGCGAAGCCGACACCCCCCCCCCCUCCGCGUGCUCCGCCUAGAAAAGCAGCAAAAUGUCCUACAGCUUCUCUCUCCUUUGCCUUGCCUUCAUAGCUAUUUAUUGUUUCCGCUGAAAUGUACAUGUUAUGUAUAUAAAUAGUUUACAGAAAGAUCUCUAUGUAUAUCAAAAACAUGUAUUUAUUAGAUCUAAUAUACUGAAUAUAUAGAUGAAGAUAUAUAUAAAUAUAUAUUUAAUUAGUCAUAGCUUAUGUUCUUCUUGUGAGGUUUAUUGAGAGUUUCCUAUGUGUAGUUUGUUUGCACAACCUAGUCAAUCCAUAGCUUUUUAGAACCGUCUUUUGUGCCUCAAGGCUUUUGUCUCUUCGGAAAUUUGGCACAGUGCUCCUAGAAAUUGACCUGUUUUCUUUGUGGUUGAUUCUAAUUUUUAGCUGUUUUCAAAAAGCCAUCCUCCCCGUUCAUGGGAGAAUAAUAAGACAAAAAAAUUGAUAUAAUUUAUAAAAAAUCGUUGGCUAAAAAAGUAUAAAAGUGAAAGGGGCUGGCGACGCCAAGGGGGUUUGAGGUUUGGUUUCUCUGGCAGCGUGUGAACCCGUGUUGCUCGUUCGCCCAUCUCCGUGCCUAUAGGGAACUUCGAACAAGACGGCUGCUCCGCCCGGUGAGAUUUCAGCCCGUUGUUUUAGCAGGGAAAAUCCACGGGCACAAACAGGCAAGGGAGAGGAUCGCAGUGUUUGAAUGUAGAUGUCCUCGGCCCUGCAUCGUAGCAGCACAGCGCCAAAGAAACCUUUUUUUGCUCCUGCGUCACAGUCACAUGCAAAUCUUUGUUCAAGCAUGAAGAUGGUACACCAAAAACAAAAAAAGAAAAAAAAUUCUCAGAAAAAAUAGAUAGAUCGUUUAGUCUUUAAGUGUGGGAAUGCUGCUUUUCUGUGUCAAAUUCAACCGUUGUUCAAAUGGAGAGGGACUAGGUAGCCACGCUAGAAGGGGGACUAAUGGGAAAUGUACCGAAAAUGAGGUGCGAGUGGGCAGGUGUGUUGUGCACCGGAAUACCAUCUGUUGACGUGCGCGUAAAUGUGAGAGUGUGUGUUUGUGAGUGUGUGUGUGUGUGUGUGUUUCUUUCGUCACUGUCUUCAGAGAGAAAUUUUUGGGGUGAUAUUGGGUGGGUGGUUUAAAAAAAAAAAAAUUUGUAUGGAUAUGCUUUUGUUCUUGUUUUAUGAUCCUUUGUUUACUAGUAAAAGGUGCAAAAAAGUCCACUUUACAAAGACCUUAUGUAUUAACCUGAGCAUUAACGUCUGUCUGUGGGAGUUCACAGUUUCUUCUUUCCAUCCACAGCCUGUCCUCUGUGUCUUCCAUCAAUCCACGUGUGUGUGUUUGUGUGUAUGUGCAUGUGCAUUUUCCUGCAUACGUGCAUGUAUUUGCACAUGCCCAUGUGUGUGUGUGUGUAUGUGUGUGAGUGUGACUCCCUCCUCCACAUGCUGUGUUGGCAACCAUGGUGCAAGGGGGGUGCAGGCUCAGCCGAGAGUGUGUGUGUGUCAGUGAUCACAUGCAACUAUUGCUCUGCCCCCCACCCCCUUCCUCUUUGUAUUUACCCCCCCCUGUACAAAGACCCUGGUGCUUUCAGCAUCUGCCUUAAAAGCAGGUGUGGAAUCUCUCAAAAGAUCAAGGCUGCAGUCAGUCCAGUUGUUUAAGCUACAGAUUUCGGCAUCAGGGGAAUCUCCUCAUGUUCAUGUGUAUAUUUGGUUUUCACAUUUGUUCCUUUGUGUAAAGCGGCGAAUGCCUUAAACAGACACAAAUGUAAACGUUAGCAGACGUGUAUAAUAUGUGUGAGUGUGUAUGACGUAUCAACAUGUAUCACAAAGGUCAUUCCUGUACGUUGUGACGGUCUCAGGCGUGGUGCUCUCAUGCAUUACACAGCACACACACACACACACACACACUCACACUCACACUCCUAAACUCCACACACAUACACUCUCUCCCGCACAGAGCAGUGGGACCGGACGACGCGGUAACAUGAGUUAUUCGAGCGAGAUGUACAGCAGCAGCUCCUAUCGGAAGAUUUUCGGAGAUGCCCCCCGGCCCGGCCGCGUGGCUGUGGGCAGCAUCAGCAGCCCGUCCCGCCUGCUCUCCGCGGGAUACCGCAGCAGCCACCGCACUUAUGGCGCCCCGACCGUGAUGUCCACCUCCGGCUACCGCAGGUCAGCGGGAGCCGGCCGCGUCUUCUCCUCCGUGCCGGAGUCCAUGAUGGACCUGACCCAGUCCACCGCGGUCACCAACGAGCUGAAGAUCAUCCGCACCAACGAGAAGGAGCAGCUGCAGGGCCUCAACGACCGCUUCGUGUCCUUCAUCGAGAAGGUCCACAACCUGGAGCAGCAGAAUAAAGUCCUGGAAGCGGAGGUCACGCUACUGCGGCAGCGCAGCAGCGAGCCCUCGCGCCUGCACGAGCUGUACGAGCAGGAGAUCCGCGAGCUGCGGGCGCGCGUGGAGGAGCUGACGCACGAGAAAAGUCAGAUGCACCUGGACUGCGUGCAGAUGAGCGAGACGCUGGACCGCGUGAGGGAGAAGCUGGAGGAGGAGACGAAGCUGCGCGAGGAGGCGGAGAACACCCUGAGGAACUACCGGAAGGAUGUGGACGACGCGACCCUGGCGCGCCUGGAACUGGAGAAGAAAGUGGAGUCUCUGCUGGAUGAGAUCGCCUUCCUCCGCAAAGUCCAUGAGGAGGAGCUGCAGGAGCUCCAGGCGUCGCUGCAGGCCACACAGGUGUCAGUGGAGAUGGACAUGAGCAAACCAGAUCUGGCCGCUGCCUUGAAAGACAUCCGAGCCCAGUAUGAGACGCUGUCUGCCAGGAACCAGGUUCAAGCCGAGGAGUGGUACCGCUCCAAAUUUGCCAACGUAACUGAGGCUGCAGCCCGCAACCAGGAUGCCAUCAAGCAAUCAAAGGAGGAGCUGAGUGAGUACCGCAGGCAGGUGCAAGCCCGCACCCUGGAGAUUGAGGCCCUCCGGGGCCACAAUGAGGCCCUGGAGAGGCAGAUCGCUGAGAUGGAGGAACGCCACAGCAACGAAAUUGGAGACAUGCAGGAGACCAUCCAGCAGCUGGAGGCCGCCCUGCGCAGCACCAAGGGAGAAAUGUCCCGCCACCUGCGUGAGUACCAGGACCUGCUGAACGUCAAGAUGGCACUGGACAUCGAGAUCGCUGCCUACAGGAAGCUGCUGGAAGGUGAGGAGUGCCGCCUCAGCUCAGUGGGCGGGGCUAUGCUCCAGUCCAGCUACCCCGGCUUCUCCUAUUCGUCAGCCCGCACCUACACCCUUGGAGCCUACAGGAAGUCCGAAGCCAAGCCAGAGGAGGAAGAAGGAGAGGAAGAGGAGGAGAAGGAGGAAGAGGAGGAGGGAGAGGAGGGCGAGGAGGGAGAAGAGGGAGACGAGGGUGAGGAGGGAGAUGAGGCUGAGGAGGGCGAGGGUGAGGGAGAGGAAGAGGAGGAAGAGGAGGAAGAGGAAGAGGAAGAGAAGGAGAAGGAGAAGCCGAAGGAGGAGAAGCAGGAGAAGGAGGACAAAGAUAAGAAGAAAGGCGGUGCCAAUGGCAAGAACAGCAAGAGCUAAACUGCUUGUGCCAUUCCCAUCACCAUCAUUAACUUCAUCAUCAUCAUCAUCAUCGACAUCAUCAAUGCCCUCCUCACUUUACCAGUCCACCCACACACUCAUAUGGAUCCAGUCCCUUUUCACAUCACAACAGUUUCAUCUGACACACACAAACACAAACACACACUUCUGCACACUCCAGAUGCCUCAUACCUUCUCUGUUUUUCUGUGUCUCUCUUUGCUCUGCAGUUCACAUGUGAUUAGUGUUCAAACUCAACUUUAUUAGAUGGAGAAAAGGCUUUGACCAAACUUACGUAGCUGGAGAUGGAGAGGAAAGAGGCAACACUGAUAUGUUAUAGAUGUAUCACCAUGGCAGAAGAGCUUCAUCCACUCAUAUGUCCUGGAUAGGGUGUUAAAGAGUCGGUCUCAUGAUUGUGUAUCAUAGAAACAUAGAGUGAAGGAUGGAAAAAGCUAACAUGAUGUCAGGAAGUUUGAUAAGUUUGAAACGGGGGGUGAUUUUGCCCAAUACAAGCUACAGCUUAUGUGCCAUUAACAGUCAUUAUGGGGGUUUAGGUGCAAUCAAAGCCCUGAAAGUAACAGUUCUGGUAGCACACAGACUUUUAGAUCAACUAACACACCGGUCUGAAGGCUAGGAGACAACCAGUCCAACUUUUUGGUGCUAUUUGAUUUCUACAUAAAAAAGUUGGAGAGCACUGCAAUCACUGAAGAUGAUCAACCAGCCAAUUUGUGAAUGUUAGGCUUGGCAUGGAGGGGGAAUCCACAGGAGAAGCCUGCCUCCUUCUCAUGAGUGCUUGUUUCUAAACCGCAAGUCCAGCCACUCAUUUCUCACAGCGGGUGAAUGCUUUUCACGCCUCUCUUUUGUUCACUCGAGGUAGAAUGCUCCUUCCAUCAGCCUCACCUAGUUUAGCUUCUUUUCCCACCACGACAAAAGGAAAUGUAAGCAUUUAGCGUGUAUCAUCCACCCCCCCCCCAGCCCCUUCCUGUUUUUGUCACUGCAGCGUCAUAGCACGGCAAGAAUGGCAACUGUGUGUACCAAAUCAAAAUGUGUUGGGAGGGAGGGUAGCAUUUUCAGUCACUAGAAAAGAGGAGUGGGUUGUGCUGCAGCUCCUCUUUGGAGAAAUGUAUGUUUGGGAAUGAAAAAUGUAGAGUUGAAAUUGCUGCUAUGUAUCACAUAUAUUAUUAUUUUUUGAAGUAUGAAUAACCCACCCUCCCCUUUGAUUGAUUCAUUUGUCUAUGACUACUUGCGAGAGUUUCAAAGCCUGCUUUAUAGCCCUUCCUUUCCCCCCCAGCCUUGAUUUACUUUUCCUUUGCAGGCAAACAUCUAGUGUUGCUGUUUUUAUUUAAGCUGGAGAUAGCAAAGAAGGUGAAGCUGAGGGUGGUUGUGAGCGUUUAGGCAGCUGAUGGUGACAUCAACGGUUCUCCACUCAGGCUGCAAGUGGCAGGCGGGGCAGAUGUCACUGAGGUCAUGAUUACAUGGUAUGGCGCCGCAUGUAAGGGCUAUUAUCUCCAUAACCCCUUCCAUAACCUAGCCCUGAACUCGUACCAAGAGCUACUGCCAUGCAUGUUGACGGGAGACACAAACUGUAGGUCUCAGACAGAGGAAUCAGACAGCGGGCUCUAGGUCAGGUUAAAAAUGAAAUCUGAGGAGGGAGGGGUAGGCGUCACAUGAGAGCAGGGCAAGAUGGAAUGAGAUGAGAAGCUUGGAGAAAUGUACAAAACUGAACUGUGAAAAUGGGGCAUUUUCCCCAAGAAUAUGGCCAAUAAAUUCCAGGGUCCUAUGGUAAAAUUGCCUGUUUUUCUCAAUUUAUUUUUUGUAAACUGUCAGAGGAACGCCAGAAAUAAAAAGAAAAGCAUAGAUUGCAACAUGAAACAAAGAUGUCAGAAUCUUAGCGCACAUAAUGUAAGGGGGGUUAUUUUUUUUUAAAUAUAUAUAUAUAUAUCUUUCUUCAUUUAAUCCCCCCUUUGUGUUUUACUCAUGUAUUUAUUUAUAUGUUGACAAAUGAAUUAAUCAAUGGGCAUGAAUGCAUGGCCUGAGUCUUGAAUAUCUGGGGAUGGGAUUUAUUUUUUUUGCUUGUUGAGUGUUAGAAAUAAAAAAAUUUAAAAUUUUUGCCUUAAUUAUGUCUGAAAGUAAAAAACAUGUUUUCACCUGCGUUUCACUUCUGGGGUGGUUGAGGAGUGCUGACACUUUACAGACCGUACUGCUAUACAACUGUGACUGUACGUGCUGCUAUCUCAUGCAGUGAUAUUUCUCUCAAAGCCAAAUAAAGACAUUUAUUAACCAAA
Myripristis murdjan (pinecone soldierfish) is the source of this 6283-nucleotide messenger RNA. RefSeq names its product neuronal intermediate filament family member 1 (gene neff1). Gene Ontology annotation, biological process: intermediate filament organization. The coding region runs from base 2237 to 4000 and encodes 587 amino acids. Gene Ontology annotation, cellular component: cytoplasm; intermediate filament. NCBI's taxonomy places the organism in Eukaryota, Metazoa, Chordata, Actinopteri, Holocentriformes, Holocentridae. The transcript is spliced from 5 exons. The record is from RefSeq and is a predicted model, not a curated record. Gene Ontology annotation, molecular function: structural constituent of cytoskeleton.